AUGUCCCCUCGUCCUCUCCUUAGCCGUUACGAAGGCCGUCUCUGCGUAGUGACCGCCUCCACUGCUGGAAUCGGCAAGGCUAUCGCAACCAGAAUGUUGCAAGAAGGUGGCAAAGUCAUCAUAUCAUCAAGAAAACAAGCCUCAGUGGACGCAGCUCUCGCCGAGUUGAAGCCGGAGUUUGGAGAGCGCGUGAAAGGAGUGGUAUGUAACGUUUCCAAGGCUGAAGACCGCGCCGCUCUACUCAACGCUGCAAUCACUUUCGGAGAUGGCAUGAUCGACGUUUUGGUUUCUAAUGCGGCUUCCAGCAUCACCGUCGGUCCAACCGAAAAUUGCAACGAUCAACAGUGGGAUAAAAUGUUCGAAAACAACGUGAAGUCGGCGUGGCUGUUGACGAAGGAGUUCAAGAAUCACAUGAGGAAAGGCACCAGUGCAGUUCUCUUCGUGACGAGCAUUGCUGCGUUUUCCCUAAUGCCGCCUCUUGCUGUUUACGGUGUCACCAAAACUGCUCUCACUGGACUGAUGAAAGCUCUAGCGCAAGAACUAGGUCCUGAAGGCGUUCGAGUCAACGCUCUCGCCCCUGGAGUUGUCAGAACAAAAUUCAGCGAGCUCCUAUGGAAGAACGAAAACGCCAAAAAUCUAUGGACAAAUCAGUCUAUGUUACAGCGCAUCGCAGAACCGGAGGAGAUGGCUGGCCCUGCGGCAUUCCUGUGCUCCUCAGACGCCUCCUAUGUUACUGGAGAGACUCUUCUCGCGUCCGGUGGAGUCAGUUCCCGGUUGUGAUUUUUUCAUAAGUUUCAUGUU
This is a messenger RNA of Perkinsus marinus ATCC 50983, 801 nucleotides long. Its product is annotated as 3-oxoacyl-acyl-carrier protein reductase precursor, putative. Lineage: Eukaryota; Perkinsozoa; Perkinsida; Perkinsidae. The coding region runs from base 1 to 780 and encodes 259 amino acids. Gene Ontology annotation, molecular function: oxidoreductase activity. The transcript has 8 exons. The record is from RefSeq and is a predicted model, not a curated record.